AUGAUGGAUAAUGUGUCUCAAAUAACAAUGUUCUUCCUUUCAGGUUUAAAUGAGACAAAUAAGCACAGAUUUAUUCUCUUCUUUCUCACUUUACUGUGUUACUGUGUGAUUUUGAUAGCAAAUACUUUUGUUAUUGUGAUCAUCAUCAUGGAUAAAAACCUGCAUGAACCAAUGUAUAUUUUCCUAUGUACUUUUUGCAUGAAUGGACUUUAUGGGACAACAGGUUUCUACCCCAAGUUUCUCUGGGAUCUGCUUUCUCCUGUUCAUGUCAUCUCUUAUUCUGGAUGUUUUGUUCAGGCUCAAGUAAUUAAGUCAUUUGUCUGCGCUGAUCUAUCCAUUCUUUCAGUCAUGGCAUAUGACAGAUAUGUGGCUAUAUGUCGACCUCUGGAGUACCACUCUGUCAUGACAAAACAAAGACUCAUUAUGUUAGUGUGUUACUCUUGGCUAACACCUUUUUUCAUCAUUGCCACAAAUAUGUUUCUAACAUCUAGAUUAAAGUUAUGCAGCCCAUAUAUCACCAGAUUUUUUUGUGUGAAUUGGGUGAUUGUUAGACUUGCUUGUUUUCCAUCUGAAACUGCUGUUCACAACAUGGUUGCAUACAUUACAAUAGUGAUUUAUUUUUUUCAUGGUAUAUUCAUAGUUCUAUCUUACAUGUACCUCAUUAAAACGUGUGCAAAUUCUAUUGAAAACAGGGCAAAGUUCAUGCAAACAUGUGUGCCACAUUUAACGUCCUUAGUUGUUUUUCUUGUAACUCUCCUUUUUAAUGUAAUUAUUAUGCGAUUUGGUUCAAAAGAUCUCUCUCCAGCCUUUAAAAACUUUGUUGAAAUAGAAAUUCUUGUCAUACCUCCCUUAAUAAAUCCAUUAAUGUAUGGUUUCAAGUUGACCAAAAUUCGAAACAGAAUUCUGGUUAUCCUUACUUUGAAAAAUAAAUGA
Messenger RNA from Acanthopagrus latus (yellowfin seabream), 933 nucleotides. Its product is annotated as olfactory receptor 142-like. Gene Ontology annotation, molecular function: olfactory receptor activity; G protein-coupled receptor activity. Gene Ontology annotation, cellular component: membrane. NCBI's taxonomy places the organism in Eukaryota, Metazoa, Chordata, Actinopteri, Spariformes, Sparidae. The transcript has a single exon. The record is from RefSeq and is a predicted model, not a curated record. Gene Ontology annotation, biological process: G protein-coupled receptor signaling pathway. The coding region runs from base 1 to 933 and encodes 310 amino acids.